Molecule: messenger RNA, 2964 nt
Organism: Phymastichus coffea
Lineage: Eukaryota; Metazoa; Arthropoda; Insecta; Hymenoptera; Eulophidae
Gene: RNaseZ
Product: ribonuclease Z, mitochondrial
Exons: 6
Coding region: 78-2543 (821 amino acids)
Biological process (GO): mitochondrial tRNA 3'-end processing
Cellular component (GO): mitochondrion
Molecular function (GO): 3'-tRNA processing endoribonuclease activity
Source: RefSeq, a predicted model, not a curated record
CAGUAGUUAAAAUUUAGUGUUCAAACAAUAAUAAAUUUCUGUUAAUUAGAGAACAAAUAAUAAAGUAAGUUACGCGAAUGAUUUUCAUCACCUUACAAGCUUCUUUAAAAUCGUUCUAUAGAGCUGCGAUUCUAAUUCGUAGUUACAAAAUUAAGCACACUCCCUUGCGACCCCCAAUGAUGCCUAAAGAUAAUGCAUAUUUGCAAGAUUUGCAAAUGCAACGACGGAAACAGAAAUUAAAAUCUACUAAAUAUGCUCCAUCUAUGAUAUCGCUCCAGGUAAUUGGCAAUGGGUCGCCAGCUGAUUCAAGAUCUGUCUUGCUUAAUACAGAUCACACAAAUUAUUUAUUUAAUUGCGGAGAAGGCACACAAAGAUUGGCGACUGAACAUCAUUGUAAACUUUCAAAAAUUGAGCAUAUUUUUGUGACAAAAGCUUCGUGGGACAAUAUGGGUGGAAUUCCAGGAGCUCUUCUAACAAUACAAGAUACAGGUGUACCAAAAAUUUGUUUGCAUGGUCCAGAAGGAACAAAUGAAUUAAUGGAGGCAAUUGAUAACUUUGUCAACAUCAAUCAAUUAAAUGUUGAAGCAGUAGAUACCUCAAGGACUUAUAAGGACCAUGUAAUGACAGUUGAAUAUCAUACAAUAAAAAAUAUAAUUUCAAAAAAAUCAACAGAAGAAUCAAAAGAAGACGAUAGCAUUUCGUUUAUUUCAUGUGAUGCAGAUAAAAUUAAUUUUUACAGUGAUAAGCCUAAUCAAAAUGGUAAAAGACCUCGUACACCUGGUAGUCCAGCACCAGUAACAAGAAAAGGAAUUCCUUUGAUUAUGAAUAGAAUCAAUACUAUGAUGGUUUAUAUUUGUAAAAUUCAUCCCAAAGCAGGAUCUUUGAAUCUUGUUAAAUGUGUCGAUGCUGGUAUUAAAUCUGGUCCAGAUAUGGGAAAACUCAAAGAUGGUAAAGAUGUCACACUUCCUAAUGGAACAGUUGUUAGAAGUGUAGAUGUUGUCAAUCCAGCAGAACCAGGACCUUUAUUCAUUGUUAUGGAGUGUCCUAAUGAAGAUUGGAUAGAUGUUAUUGUUAAUAAUCCAAUUUUCUUGAAUUAUCAGAAAAACACAGCUGAAAAUAAAGAAAAAAUUGCCAGUUAUAUAGUGCACUUUACGCCAGCAGCCAUAUUGAAUGAUCCAAGAUACAAGGAAUGGAUGCACAAAUUUGGUGAAAGCACCGAACAUCUCAUAAUAAAUGAAGAGAGCAAAUGCAAUGGAAGUGAAUCUAUUCACAAAAUGCAACAUCAACUUCAUUUGAUUAAUGGUGAAAUAUUUCCAUUUUUUGAGAAUAAAACUUACUUUUCUGAACUAAACAACGUCGAAAAUGAAAUUCAAGUAGAGGAAAAUCAACUAGGAAAUGAAAAUAAAUUAAAAAUACGACACUGUAAAACUCUAAAUGGAAUCCAAUUACGUCCGCACAAAGGCUUUGACAAUACUGAAGUUAAAUUAAAUCCAAGAGAAUACGUUCAAGAGGCAUUGAGCAUUGACGGAUUGUGUGAUGCUAUUGCUGAUUUACAAACAGAAACAAAUAAUAGAAUUAAAUCUUUAGGAACUGUUGAAGAAUAUCCGAAAAUAGUCUUCUUAGGUACGGGCUGUUCUAUUCCAAACAAAAUCAGAAAUACAAGCAGCAUACUUUUACAAAUAUCAGAAAACAAUAACAUUUUGUUGGACUGCGGUGAAGGUACGGCCGGCCAAUUGGUCAGAUUUUUUGGUGAGGAACAAGCCGAUCACAUUUUAAAAAAUUUGAACGCUAUUUAUGUAUCCCAUUUGCAUGCUGAUCAUCAUUUAGGUUUCAUUGGACUUUUGAAGCAAAGAGAGCGUGUUACUGACGAUAAAUUAUAUCUGAUAGCUCCAGAACAAAUUGAGGAUUAUCUAAAUUUGUAUGACCAUAGAUUUGAAUCGAUUUGCAAAAAUUUCAAACUAAUUUCAAACAGGGACUUACUGUUGGGCCAAAAUAUUUUGCCAUUUACAAUAGCAAAAGAAAUGUACGAACGCCUGGAAAUAUCUAAUAUCAACACAGCUUUCGUUAAACACUGUCCAUAUGCCUAUGGUGUCGCGUUAACAUUAAAAGACGAGCGCAAAAUUUCUUAUAGUGGUGACACAAUUCCAUGUGACAGUUUUGUAAAACUAGCAAAAAACAGUUUUUUGCUUAUUCACGAAGCAACGAUGGAAGAUGGUCUAGAGACCGAUGCAGCGCAGAAGCAUCAUUCAACUAUUUCCCAAGCGGUAAAUGUUGGAGUCAAAUCUAAUGCGGAGUUUACCAUACUCACGCAUUUCUCGCAACGAUACAGCAAGAUGCCACUAUUGCCAAAGCAAGGUACCGACUUGAGCCGAGUUGGUAUCGCUUAUGACUUCAUGAAAGUGAAGAUGUCGGAACUGUCGCUGUUACCUUUGAUGUAUCCAAGCCUGAGUAUUUUAUUCCGUGAAUUCACAACGUCACUUGACGAGAAAACCGCCAAGCGACAAUUUCAAAAAGAACGACUUAUUAAAAAUGCUAAAAAUUGACAAGAAUAAAUUUGAAAAGAUGAAAAGUAGGUUAUCGUAAGAUGUGAAUGAAGAUAUUGUGAACUUUGUUACAUUUAUUUGUAUAUUAUGAACAAUUUUUCAAGAGGACAGUGUGAGCUGACUUGUUACCGUGUUGGUGAAGUUUUGACAACGUGUGAAAUGUAUGAUACAUAUACAUCUGUAAAAAUGUUGAAUUUGAUGUAUUAUAAGAGAUUUAUAUUUGUCGAAAACUAUCUUCAGUUGCUAAUCUGAAGUGUCGGGUGUAUAUAGAGUGUUCAUAAAUUUAGCCUUUAAGCUUCUAUUUUUAUGAUAUCUUAAAAUAAAUGUAUUUUGUACAUUUAUUAAGUAUUGAUUCCUUCCUUUUUUAAUAGAACCUGAAAAUCAUUCAUACGUUAAUACAGUAAAUUAACUAUAGUGUAUC